Angiostrongylus costaricensis is the source of this 834-nucleotide messenger RNA. NCBI's taxonomy places the organism in Eukaryota, Metazoa, Nematoda, Chromadorea, Rhabditida, Metastrongylidae. The record is from the annotation of a GenBank genome assembly.
AUGUUUUACUUGAAGGCUAGAAAAGGACAACAAAAAGAGGUAGUCGUCUCUGUUCUUCAUGAUCCUGACGGUAAAUGUAAAACGCUCAAUGACGAAAAUAAGCUUGAAGCGGUGGAGUUAACCUUGAAAAGAGGAAUUCGCUUAGCAAAAUGGGAAUACUCUCCGCAGUCAGUGCAAGUCGGGAAAUUGAUCACAACGGUAACAUAUGGAGAAAUUAGAGAGGGUAAACUAACGAAAACCGAUGGCACAGUCAUCGAUGUCGCUAUAAAAGUGAUGAAAGGUCCUUCGGAAACGUGUAAGCAGCAAACGAAGGAGAUGGUAAAAGAGGCCCGCCUUAUGAGAAAUCUUAAUCACACGAACAUCAUACGCUUCUACGGAGUUUGUCUACUUGAACAGCCAAUAUAUUUACUGUUUGAGUUGCUAUCAGGAGGGCCGUUGGAUGUUUAUCUUAUGAAACACAAACAGGAGAUAAGUAAAGACGAAAGAUUACAAAUGGUGAUGAGUGUUGGCUGGGGUCUUGAAUAUUUACACUCAAAUGCCAUACUCCAUAGGGACAUCGCGGCAAAGAGUUGCUUCUACAGUGUCGGAAAGCUUGUGAAAAUCAGUGAAUUUGGUUUAUCCCGUCAAGGUACCAUUUAUUCGAUGAAGACAGCAAGAAAAAUGUCCAUAAAAUGGAUGGCUCCAGAAAGUUUAAGGACAUUAAUGUUCACUCAAAAAAGCGAUGUCUAUAGCUAUGGGGUGUUGAUAUACGAGGUGUUUUCCUGUGCAGAACCCUAUCCGAAACUAACGGUGAACGCUGCUAAGAAUGCUGUGAGUUACUGCAUUUGCCUUUGA